ACUAUUUGCCAUAUAAAGCGAGGUACAAUGCUAGCUGAUCUUAUUAAGUCCACUUCACUUAUUAUAUGGGAUGAAGCUCUGAUGACUCACCGUCGAUGUUUUGAGGCCUUAGAUAGGACAUUGCGUGAUAUCUUUGCUGAGGAUGAUCCUUCUGCUGCAUCAUUACCCUUUGGUGGUAUGGUUGUUGUGCUUGGUGGGGACUUUCGUCAGAUUUUACCUGUUGUGGAAGGGGGUGUUAGAUCAAAAACAAUUGAUGCUGCAAUAUCAAGGUCCCCUCUCUGGUCACAUGUGUCUAUUUUAGAGCUAUCGAUCAAUAUGCGUUUGCGUUCUAGCUCUCUAAGCCCUGAGGUACAACAUGAAAUCGCUGACUUUAGUGAUUGGAUUCUUUCUAUCGGCGAUGGUACAACAGCUGCAAGUGCUCGUGAUACUGACACUGAACCAACUUGGGUUGAUAUCCCACACGAUCUCUUAGUCAUGGAUAAUGAUGAUAAAAUUGGAGCUAUUAUAUCCGCAGUCUAUACUGAUUUUGCUGAACAUUAUAGUGAUCCUAUAUAUCUACAAGAUCGUGCUAUUGUUUCACCUACAAAUGAUAUAUGUGGCACUAUUAAUUCUCGUGUACUAGAGCUUGUCCCUGACGAGAUGAAAGAAUACCUAAGCUUUGAUUCCCUUGCAAAAACAAAUGAGAAAUGUGAUGAUUUAGAUGUUUUGUAUCCAAUCGAAUUUUUGAACUCAAUUAAAGUUAACAAUUAUCCUGAUCAUCAAUUGUGCUUAAAAAAAGGUGUGCCCAUAAUGCUUUUGAGAAAUCUAGAUCAGAGUGCUGGCCUUUGCAAUGGAACGAGAAUGAUUGUUACAAAUCUAGGUGACCGAGUAAUAGAGGCGCGUAUCAUAACUGGUUCCAAUAUUGGUCAGACUAUUUAUAUCCCAAGAAUAACUCUAUCUGCAAACAAUAAGAAAUGGCCUUUUACAUUACAGCGCCGUCAGUUUCCUGUUCGUGUGUGCUAUGCUAUGACUAUAAAUAAAAGUCAAGGACAGAGUCUACGUUCAGUUGGCAUUUACUUGAAAAGCCCAGUAUUUUCCCAUGGUCAGCUAUACGUUGCUCUUUCUCGUGUCACUUCCCGUGCAGGCUUGAAAGUACUUAUCGAAGAUGACAACGGGAAUUGCACCUCUCGUACUCGAAACAUCGUUUAUCGCGAAAUAUUCGCUGCUCUUAGAUAGUUGGUGGUUGCUGUCGUUUUGUUUAUUUUAUUCCUGCGGUGUACAUAUAUACUUGUUUUGUUUAUAUCUAAAAGUUUGCUAUGCUGUUCUAUGGAUCCUGUAUAUUACCUGGUUAUGCUGCGCUUUUGUUUGCUGUCCUACUAUACUCUUUGCCAUAGGUGAUGCACCACAUAUUUAUCUGCUUAUUUUAUGCUUUUUUUGCCCUUUUGCAUGA
Messenger RNA from Oryza sativa Japonica Group (Japanese rice), 1429 nucleotides. Lineage: Eukaryota; Viridiplantae; Streptophyta; Magnoliopsida; Poales; Poaceae. The record is from RefSeq and is a predicted model, not a curated record.